Molecule: messenger RNA, 900 nt
Organism: Culicoides brevitarsis
Lineage: Eukaryota; Metazoa; Arthropoda; Insecta; Diptera; Ceratopogonidae
Gene: Spf30
Product: survival of motor neuron-related-splicing factor 30
Exons: 4
Coding region: 111-821 (236 amino acids)
Biological process (GO): regulation of alternative mRNA splicing, via spliceosome; mRNA processing
Cellular component (GO): precatalytic spliceosome; cytoplasm; nucleus
Molecular function (GO): RNA binding
Source: RefSeq, a predicted model, not a curated record
UUUAGGCUCCCGAACAGCUUCAGCUCGCUUAUUUCCUCAUUUUUCAACAGUUUUCAGGCUUUUUUUGACGACAAAUUUACAUUAAAACUCCUCGCCGAAGGAUCCGCAUCAUGGCUGAUUUGGAUUUAAACAAUUACCAAAUGCAACUGCAGCAGGUAAAAGCUGCUUUAUCCACCGACCCGGACAACGAAGAAUUAUUAAAACUCAAAUCGGAUCUGGAAGAAGUCAUUGAGCUGACGAAAGAUUUGAUCCGGGCGCAAAAUGAGGAGCAAAAAAAGUCAUAUAUUGCACCAGCAGGCAGCAGCGGAUACGAUGGAAGUUACUACGAGAGGCAAAAGGCGUCGGAAACUCCCACCAAAUACUGGAAAGUUGGCGAUAAGUGUCAAGCGAAAUGGACUGAUGGGCAAUAUCAUGAUGCCACAAUUGAAGCUAUUACGGAUGAUGGGCAAGUCAAUAUUAUCUUUGACAAUUAUCAGAAUCGAGGAGAAACGACCUUGAAGGACUUGCGAGAACGAAAAGUUCGGAACGAGGUGUUCCAGACAAACAGCAAUAAACGUGUACGACCAAAUCAAAAAGAGUACCUGAAAAAGAAGAAACAAAAGAAAUUGGAACGUCUAAAGGGCAUCGAAGAGUCUCGCGAACAAGAAAAGAACAAAUGGCUCAGUUUCGCAGCGAAAACGAGCAAAAAGAAUCCCGGCACGAAAAGUAUAUUCGCAUCGCCCGACAGCGUAACGGGUCGCGUUGGCAUCGGAACAUGCGGCAUUUCGGGCAAAGGCAUGACGAAAUAUGUGGAAGGUGAAAAAUAUCGCAAAGGACUCUAAAUAAAAAAAAAUUUUUUUUGGACAUUUUUGGAAUCUAUAAAAAAAAAUAAAUGAAAAAAAAACAAUCAAGUAUAGUAAC